AUGGAUUCACGUAACAACGCUGUUGAUUCUGUAUCAGAGGUUCAGAAUUCGGUUUCUAGGGUACCUGCGGUACCGGUACGCCACAGUCUUCCUUUAACAUCAGGGAUUCCGCGUCCUUCGCGGCCUCCCUUAUACAGAAAUAAUCAUGGAGCUUCUUCUUCUUCCGCAUCCUUUUUGGAACAUCGGCAUUGUCGAAAUAAUUAUGGAACGAAGAAUAUUCACCAUCAAAAUUGUUAUGCAGUUAAUCGAAAGCAUUCAUAUCAAGAUAGAAAAUUAUGCAGCAAGCAACUGUUUGAUGAUGGUUCCAAGAAUUGUGAGUCGUGUUCUGUAGUAUUAGAAUCCGACAAUUGUAUCUUAGUUACAUCGAAACGAGAUGUUGGUAAUCAACCGAAAAAUUGCCAUUGUCAGUCAGAGAUUAGUUUUUCUCAUAGUCCUCAAAAUAGUUUACAUUCGACCACCUAUUCGGAAGCGAAACAAAGUUUCACCAAUACUGAAGUCAGUGAGUGUGUUAGUGUUGAUGAUAAUGAGUCCUGCGAAAGCGGAGAAGUUUCGAAUUCGUGUGAUUUUAUUGAAAGUACGAAAACCAGCAUCUAUAGAGCGAGUACAGUAAGUGAUGUUAGCGACGAAAGCAGCACGAGUAGUUUGAGUAGUGCUGUGUAUAAACCUCAUAAGGCGAAUGAUAUAAGAUGGGAAGCGAUUCAAGCUGUGCGAGCAAGCGUCGGGGUGUUGGAAAUGAGGCAUUUUAGGUUGAUGAAGAAAUUGGGAUGUGGAGAUAUAGGAAAUGUAUAUCUAGCUGAACUGAGUGGCACAGGGACUUGUUUUGCUAUGAAACUCAUGAAUAAAACCAAGCUCGCAAGUCGGAAGAAGCUUGUAAGAGCUCAAACGGAGAGAGAGAUAUUGCAGUCUUUAGAUCACCCUUUUUUACCAACAUUAUAUACGCAUUUCGAGACUGAGAGAAUCUCUUGCUUGGUAAUGGAGUUUUGUCCUGGUGGCGACCUUUAUUCAAUCAGGCAAAGACAGCCUGGGAAGUAUUUCUCGGAGCAUGCUGUCAGGUUUUAUGUGGCAGAAGUUCUCCUUGCUUUGGAGUACUUACACAUGCUUGGAAUCAUCUAUAGAGACCUUAAACCUGAGAAUGUAUUGGUUAGAGAAGACGGUCAUAUAAUGCUUUCGGAUUUCGAUCUCUCUUUAAGGUGUACCGUCAGUCCAACUCUCGUGAACUUGUCAAACCCGAUCGUUGAAACGAAAAGAUCAGGAUACUGCAUUCAGCCAAGAUGUGCAAUGCAGCCAGACUGCAUCCAACCUGCAUGCUUUUCGCCGCGGUUUCUAUCCAGUAAAUCCAGGAAAGAGAGAAAAUUCAGGCCAAAGAAUGACAUGCAUCACCAGGUGACACCUCUCCCUGAGCUAAUGGCUGAACCAACAAGUGCACGAUCGAUGUCCUUUGUAGGCACGCACGAGUACUUGGCACCUGAAAUUAUUAAAGGCGAAGGACACGGAAGUGCUGUGGAUUGGUGGACGUUUGGUAUAUUCUUAUACGAACUCUUGUUUGGUCGAACACCGUUCAAAGGCUCUGCAAACCGAGCGACGCUGUUCAAUGUAGUCGGGCAGCCUUUAAGGUUUCCAGAAUCUCCUACUGUCAGCUUUGCAGCAAGGGAUUUGAUCAGAGGCUUGCUGGUGAAAGAGCCUCAACACCGUCUUGCCUAUAGACGUGGAGCAACCGAAAUCAAACAGCAUCCGUUUUUUCAUAAUGUGAACUGGGCGCUGAUCCGUUGUGCUAAUCCGCCCGAGGUACCGAGAGACACCAUGAUGAUGAAACCAAGUUCAACUGAAAAUGAAGUUGGUAUGAACCCUUCUAGUAAUUAUUUAGAUGUUGAUUUCUUUUGA
Vicia faba (fava bean) is the source of this 1881-nucleotide messenger RNA. The record is from the annotation of a GenBank genome assembly. NCBI's taxonomy places the organism in Eukaryota, Viridiplantae, Streptophyta, Magnoliopsida, Fabales, Fabaceae.